UCCCACCAAGGGUUACACAACCAAAUGACAAUAAACUUCUACAUGAUAGGUGUAGCACAGGUUAAGGAACUAUUUUGCACGUGGUUGGUGUUACACUCUUGCAGACCUACAUCAUAUAAAGGCAUGGUCCGAUUGAAUUGGUCUGGCCACAAAUACUUUAUCAAUUGGCUAUUUAUAGGAACAUUAUUACAUUAUCAAGAUGCCCUGUGGUAAGUAAAUUGGUGUGCGCAAAAAAGUAUCUAUCUCGGUCAGUGUAGUCUCACAUCCUCCCUACCUUUCUUGUGUUCAGUAUGUUGGUUCCAUAGCAUGCAAGUUUUACUUCUAAGCUGCUUGUGAUAAUUUUCGGUUGUUUUUCUUCGGUGAGUUGAUGAGUUGUAUUAGGACAAUGCUAUACGAAUUAGUCUGUGGAUAUCUUGUUGACGUCACAAGUGGUAUUGGUAGAUAAACAUUCCCUGGAACUUUUAUAUACAUUCCUGUAUUUUGUUAACUACUAUUCCGUCAUAUAUGAAUGUCUGUAAUUGUGUGUUUUUCAUCUGUUUUGUAAUCCUUUCAAUCCUAAAACGUUUUUUUAAUAGGUUCGACGUUCUUGAAUAACACAUCAUCAUUUAAUGAUGACAGCGUUGCGAUUGACUCAGCCUUAACAAAUAAUACUUCAGGUGUAGUAGGUCUAGAAAGUGUCACUUCUGUUGUUCGAAGGCUCGAUGCUGGAGCACGCGAGAGUUUGGGCCAACAUCUAAUCCAGUUAUUAGCUACCAUCGUUUUACCAGAUCCUCCUCAGUCUAUAAGUGAAGUAGACACACGUUUGGUAGAUGGUCUACCGGGUAUUCCAGAUAAACUAAUGCCCACGGAUAGCGAUAUGGACAAUUAUCGGAUUCUAGCAGAAAAAGGACGAAAGAAAAUACUAAAUUUACCAUUUGACAAAAUAUUUACUGCCUUAAAAGAAUUCAGUGGACGUUUCAGUUUCAAUGUAUGCGUCUAUAUUGUUGCUAUAGCUGAACAUGUGAUUGGAAAUUUUUUACAGGCCGCUAUUUGCUAUGAAGACAAAGCUCUAACUGAGAAUGUCAUUCGUGCAUCUACUGUUGAGACAUUAUUCAUCUUGUAUCGGGAUCGUGUUAAGCCUCGUCGUCUAGUGACUGCUAAUCUUUUCCCUCAGGACUAUGACAAAUGUGUUGAUGAAUUGUGCAGUUUUCUGCAAACAUGCUUAGAACAAAUGAAUUUGUUAAUACGCGUCUUCCGUGAACCAAUACUCUCGUUAACUCCAUCCUCUUAUCAACAACAAAUGACGACAACUACGACGUCAACAACACCAGGCAGUGCAGCUAAUGAAGAUUUUACACAAGUUUUAUUUGGUAGUAUGUUAGAUGUGUAUAAUAAUAUGCGCAUACUACUGGAUACAAUUGAAGCAGAAGAUGAAGAUAAUUAUUCACCGAAUAUCACUACCAAAUCUAAGGAUUGUCAGCUAUCAACACCCAGUAUGAUUAAAUCGAUAAAUACAUUCAAUUCUACUUCUACUAAUAGGUUGAAUGACACUAGUUCAACAAUGACUUAUCCUUCGUCUGAAACUUUUGCCACACUUGAUUCAAUCCCAGAGAAACAAAUGUCUGGCAAUCAUGAUAGUGUAAAUAAUGAAAAUCGACACAAUCAUAAAAACUGUGUUAAUGUCUACUCUUCAAACAAAAAAUCAUUAUCACCCACUCUACCCUCUAGACAUUCUUCAUCACCAACAUUCCAUUCCGUCUGUCCAUCUUGUCCAACUAUUGUAGAUGAUCCUCGUCGUCAUCACCAUCAACUGAAUAAACGUGAAGAGGAAGAAGAUCAUUCUAUCAGCAGCGAUCAUGCUACUAACAAUAAUUAUAUGAAUAAUAGUAAAAAAACUCAUCCUAGACGCCUAGUUGGUAUAUGCUUGAUUGAAUUAGCUGAAGAUGAUUCAUUGCAUGCAUUCAGUCAGUAUGCUACUAUUGCCCUUGAUUCUAACUCUAGAGAUCGGGCUUGGAAUUCGAUUGAACAUGAAAGUUAUGUGCAUGAAUUGUGUCAGCUAAGCCGAAGCAUUGUACAUACUGUUUCUUUAAACAAUAAAUAUCCUGGCCACAAUUUCAUCUCAUCUUUAUCAACAACUGAUCUACACUCGUUCACCUGUUCGCGUUGUCAGUAUUGGGAUACAGUUGUGGGUAUGCCACGUCGAAGAUCUACUUCAUCCUCUAUCGCUUCACCUAUACGUAAUGAUAAUACACCAUCGAAUUCAUUUAACAAAGAUACAAUGUCUACUUCAAUCGAUUCAGCAGAUAAAAUUGAAUUAACUUCAAAGACAUCUCACCGCCAUCACAAUCAUCGUUCACCACAUUUAUCCUCUUCAGAUAUGUGUGCAACUAAUUGUAAUUAUUUGGUCAAUGCUACUAGGUAUCUGCUUCCACGGUUAAUUUUAUUGCCAAUAUUUCAUUUUUUCUACUUUCACGAAUUAAUUGAGACAUUACAUCGAUGUGCUUAUGACGAUGAAGAUCGAGCACGUUUAAAAGAAGUGCUUAGUAUGUUGAGUAAAACGCGCAGCACAUUGGAACGAGAUCUGGCUAAACACCCAUGGGUUGCGUUGCAUCUAGUCCGAUUAAUAUCAACUGGUCAAUUGACUAAUCGUUAUCGUUCACUAUACUUAAACGCUGUUACUGGGGCAUCUUGUCCACCAAGUCCAGUAAACUAUACAGCUCCACCUUCACCAGUUGGCCCUUCAAAUCAAAUUGGUAGUCACGUGUCAUGUGCUUCUGUAUUCAAUGCCAGUUGUAAUUCGUCUGGUAAUAUAUUUAACUAUCAUAAUCCUCAUCAUUCAACAGGAUCCACUGGAGCUGUGACAAUCACCCCAACGGUAGGAUCUAUUAAUUCUACAGAUCUACCAUUUAUAUAUAACAAUACAAUUCAAAGUAAAGCCGAUGAAAUUGAGAAACUUUUAUGUGGUAAAGACAAAUUGUCAAUGCCCAGCAAUUGUCGUAGUGCACUGGGUGAUUUUGUCUUGGAGAGUCGUGUGCAUUUACGUACUGAGUCAAAAAAAUCAUCAAGUGAACAUAUCGCCUAUUUAUUUACUGGUCUUUUGUUAAUAUGCAAAUGGCAGGAACGCCGUUCCACUCCAUUAAAUCCAACUUCUAUGCAACAGUCUGUUUUACGUGUUAAACAUCGAAUACCACUUGAUUUAAUUCAUGUCACUGACUUACCACCAAUUGUUCAACCGAAUUUAACUGGUUAUGUUGGUCACAGCGGGCCAAUGACGCCGUCUUUAGUAGGUGCUGCAGUUUUAGCGGCAACAUCAGCGAACAGUUACCCGCAUAGCAGUUCAUCCACUGUCAGUUCGCAUGAGGAUACAUCAAGUGUGGGAAUGUCAGGUUUAUUCACAUUUAGUUUGAAUGGCUCCAUGUCAAGUCAUUCAAGUCUAGCCAGUGCUGGUGGCUCAGGAAUUAGUUCAUUUCCAUUUCUGUUCAAAUUAGAAUACGUUGAUUCAAAUUCCUGUAGUCCUUCAUCGCAUAGAUCGAAUCAUUCCAAUAGUCGUCAUCAUAAUCAUCAUCAUCAUGGAUACCAUGUUAGUCCACAGAAAUCUUCGAGUAAAAUGAAUUUCAGUGAUGAGAUAGCAACUAUGAAUGGUGGCAGUGAUGCGAACUCAAUACUGGCUAGUCUGUCUUCAACAAAUAAUACAUCAGAAAAAGUAGGUUUAACUAAUUUAUCAUCAUCUGGCAUCAACGUUAAUCAUAUUUGGAUAUUUUUACGAACACCAGAAGAGAAAGCUGACUGGAUAGCUAGCUUGUUAAGCAUUCAAGUUUAUCGACUUUUUCUACGUUACAUCCGAACACUACCUAGACUAGAAGUAUCUCUUCGGUUGCCGUCACCGUAUGUUUAUAGAUUUAGUCAACCAGACAAUGUGAACAAUAUUAUAUUUGAAGCAAAUACUUCAGCAUCUGUUCCACAUCCUCAAGCAGAUGUUUAUUAUUCUAGUCAUGCAAAAAUGAAUCGCAAUUCUUUAUAUCAUAACCAUAGUCAUUAUCAUAUUGAAGAAUCACACAAAUCACCAUCUGUAUUACAGUCAGUCGAUGAUCCAGUCAAUACUGUGAAUUCACCUGACAAUAAUUGUUUGAGUGAAUCAGCUGACUUUUUAUAUACAUCAGAUGAUGCAGCUGCAGAUGUAGAAGGGGAAGUUGAAGAGGAAGAAGUAGAAGAUGAUGACGACGUGGAAUUGAUUGAGUCACAAACCCUAACUAGUGGUAGUGUUGUUGUUGUCUCUCCACCAGUCGAUCUCACAUCUCGACAACCAUCACCAUUAUCAAUGACGACAACAACAAUACCAUCAUUUUUAAGUGGCAGUCCUAAUGUCAAUACUGUUAACAGUAUCAGUACUGGUUGUGGUCAUUCAGCUGUAAUGUCAUCUGAAAGUCAUGAAAGGUUGGAUAGUGUUAAUAUUAUGUUGACAUUGUUGAAUAAGAGUGAUUCAUCUAGUACACUAACAUUGACUAGCCAUGGAUCGAAUGAUAGUAGUAACAUUAGUCGGACUCUUAUCAAUUGCAGUCGUAAUAACACAAUAAAAUCUCAGCAUGACUACCCUCCUCGUCAUCAAAAACGAUCACAGCAACAACAGUCAUCUCAAUCUCCAAAUCGUUUUCCUGAAAUUGUAAAUAUGCACACCAAUCGUCACUAUCCAAACGCAGUGAAUUUCCCUCCACAAAUACGUAUGGCUACAUUAGAUAAAUUGAUUGAACGUCUCACAUAUCCAACAUAUUUUGAUACACGUCUAGUAAAUUGUUUUCUGUUGGUGUAUAGACGUGUUACUACCUCGGAGGAGUUAUUGAAUUUACUUAUUGAGCGAUUUCGUAUACCUGAUCCAGAAUUUUUACCAGAAGAAUGGAAUAUUGAAACAGAACAUGGUCAAUUGGAGUCACCUGCACAACAUAUGUUGAAAAGAUUUCGUUCUGGUUACAAAAAACGUAUUCAGUCCAGAGUGUUGAUGUUCCUAUCACGUUGGGUUCGUAGUACACGUUAUUAUCAAAAUGAUUUUUUACCGAAUCCUGAAUUACGUCAAAAACUGUUAGAUUUUCUAUCCACUAUACAGUCAAGGUAUUUACUGUCAUCCGUGGAACGCAUUAAACAACAUUUACAGCAUCAUGCUACUGUUUCUACGAUACACUGUCCUGUUGCAUCAUUUCAGGAAACGAUUACCACGAUGACUUCACCGACAGCAGCAAAAACAUCAAUAGAAUCCAUCCGAGAAAAUAUUGUUACAAGUGACUCAGUUCCUGUAUCACCGGUUGAGUCGAAUUUUUCCUGGAAAUCAGACAGUAUCAGAAAUACUGAUAAUCGGAGUCGUGUUACACUGCAUAAUAUUCAUCCUUACAAAUUAGCUGAACAGGUCACACUGUAUGAAUGGGAGCUGUAUCGACGUAUACCAUUUUGGGAAGUUGAAAGUCGUGAUCGUACAGGUGAUGCUGUGCCUAAUCUGAAUAAAUCUAAGUCGUUCUCGAAUCGUUUUCGCAAUUGGUUAGUUUAUUCUGUGCUAAGUGAAUCAAAUCCAGAUGAUCGAGUGUCUGGAAUUCAACGUGUCAUCGACUUAAUGUUAAUCAUGGAACACAUGAAUAACUUACAAGGUAGUCAAGAAGCUAAAUCUGCUUUGAUUAGUGCAGCUGUAUACCGUUUAAGGAAGUCAUUUCAAGUUAUUCGUCGAAUGCGACACUAUCGUGACACAGUUGAUCGUUUAAGACGAGAAGGUGUCACUAGCCCUAAACAUCAAAGAACUUGUUCUUCACCAUCAUCAUCAUCUUCUGCUUCACUUCAAACCAAUUCUAUAACAGAUCAGAAUAUCUCAGGAAAUAAUUCCACUAAUAAUAUCAACAAUAUUAAUAAUAAUAACAGCAAUACCAGUGGAAACAAUAGUAAUAGUAAUAGUAGUAACAAUCCUUUUUCUGGUUUCGGUUUGCCAUUCUCAACACGAGCAAGUAAAUCACAUGAACGUCGUAUACGUGUACUAGAGAAACAACACGCCUCUGGUGAAUUAUGCCAUCCAUGUGUACCAUUUAUAGCUGCUGGUGUAAUGACACGCUUGAUACACUUAGAUCUACGACAUCCAGAUACAAUUGUUAAUAAUGCUGGAAAUGUUAUGAUUAAUUGUUGGAAACAUCGUCAGUUGGCUGAAAUUGUCGAACGUUAUUUAGCUUUUCAACGUAUUCCUUAUACAUAUGAUGUAGAUAAUGAAGUUCGUGAGUUUUUAGAACAUGUUGAUCCAUUGAAAAUGGCUGGUGUUACAUCUGAAGCAGAAUUCGAGAGAAAAAUGUAUGAAUUAUCUGAAUCUUAUGAACCAAGAGAAUCUGAACCGUUAAAUGAGCCGAUUAUACCUGAGGAGCGUCAUAUGACCAAAGAAGAAAUCCAGGCUGCACAGUUACUCAGUAAUUCCUCCUUGAAAGAACGUAUGUCUGUACAGUCUAUGGCUCAAUUUAGUAACUUGCUCAACUCACAACAUAAUAAUAACAAUAGUGGUAAUAAUAGUAACAAUAAAUCUCCAUCCUUAUCAUUAUUAUCUCCAUCAACAUUAAUCAGUCCUUCUAUUAGUACAAAUGAACCUAAAAAUUCCAGUAAAAAGUCUGGUCUCAAUCUACCCUCAUCACUGAUUGGCAUAGGCAAUGAUAAACAUAUUCAAAGUGAAGUACAAGAACGGAAAUAUUUACGAAUUCCACCUAAUCCGUUAUCGCUAUCUGCAAAUACUACCUCAGGCACACUUGCACUAGGUCCCAAACAUCAACACAGUAUGUCUGACAGUCAUGUUAUUUCUUCAGUGAUUACGCCUUGUCAUCAUGCAACUAAUUCAGUUAUUGGAGUUACAACAACUUAUUCCGCAGGAUUAUCUCCGCCAUCAACUCCCCACUCCACCAAUUGUGGACAUUCUCAGCAUCCACCACCACCAUUACCACCGAGACAACGACGCCAGAGUUGUAAUUGUUCUAGAUAUGUUAAAACUCCAAAUUCUGUCUCUGCUAAUACUUGUGCUUCUCAUAGAAAUCCUACUCCCCCUCCUCCUCCCCAACCUCAUUCACCGAAUGCCACACGUUCCCCUUUUUUGUCUUCAGCUACUGAUAGUUGUAGUUGUUGUUUUCCUCCACCUCUACCUCCAAAACCAUCCAGUUCCAAUCGCUCAGUAGUAGUAGUAGUAGCAACAACAACAUCAACACCAGCCCUAACCAGUAUCACCUCUCAUACUCACAGUCGAACUUCCGAUGAAUGUUCACCAUAUCACUCCAAUAAUCAAUCAUUUACAUUCAAUGUAGAUUCCUAUGCAAAUCCAAAAUGUUUGCCUAUUGAAACAGCACCACCAUUACCGCCAAAAAGAAACACCACAAAUACUAUUGCAUUGAAUGCAUCUUGUUCUGUUCAUUCUAAAUCCCCUUGAUGCCCAGUAAUUAUGAAUUGUAUCCCAUCUAACUGUUUUGGGAUUAAAUUUGAAUCUCGUAUUAGCUAUGUGAUUUAUAUGGAUUUCUGUCUCAAUUCUCUUGUCAUCCAUGCUACUUCUCCACUUUUUUUUCGAAAAAGUGAAAGAAUAAAGAGAACAAAAAAGGAGGGUGAAGUUUUUUAUCAUAUUUUUUCUCACUCUUUUACUGUAUAUAAGUAUUUGCAUUUGAUGUAAACUUGCUUUUCUUAGGCUGGCUGUAGUGAUUCUGUCUAUCUUUCGCGCUCUACACCCUACCCUUUCUCUAUAUGAUGGGCUCAGUCAAGAAUACUGUUGUGCGACAUUUAUUUUACAUUCUUCUGUUUAUUAUCUACUAUCAAAUUCAUAUCAUUAAAACAGAAAUUAACGGAAAGAAUUUCAUUUGUGAAUCAUUUCUUUCCUUUCUGUUUUUUUUGUUCACUUAAUUUCAUAACUUUUGUUUUAUGAUUGUUCAAGUUUUAUUUGAUUUUCUACUUUAAUUCUACCGGUGCUCUGUAUAUUAUGAAUCAAUUUUAAAAUGAAGCAUUUUCUCUGUGUGCAAUGUUUGCUUAAUGUAAUGUGAACAUAGAUUUCAUUGAACUAUUGAACUGUACUUUUCUAUGGGAUAUUGACUAUAAUUACACCUUUAUGAUUAGAUUGAUUUUAUUCUAAUAUAUAUGCAUAUAAUAUGUACCGCUUUUAAAGGAUAUUUUAUUUGAAUGAUGAUGUUCUAUUCAGUUUCAUCAUCUAUCUAUUCAAUGUUUGAUUUUAUUCCCUCUUUGCACUGUACAGUUUUGUAUGGUUGAUUUGUUCAUUGCUGAUCCAUUUGUUCAUCAUAUUGUCACGUAGCACAUACAGUCUGGAG
Heterobilharzia americana is the source of this 8282-nucleotide messenger RNA. The record is from the annotation of a GenBank genome assembly. NCBI's taxonomy places the organism in Eukaryota, Metazoa, Platyhelminthes, Trematoda, Strigeidida, Schistosomatidae.